GGUUUGCUGGCCAAGAGGAAUACCUGGGAAAAUACUUGCUGUCAAUUGCCCUGUCUAUGUGUAUGACUUUAAUCACAGAGGAAUGGUUUAUCGAAAGUGCAAUAUAAAUGGAACAUGGGACUUUGUACAAAACUCCAACAGAUCAUUUUCCAACUAUUCUGAGUGCAUCCGCUUCUUGGAGCCUGAAAUGAGCCAUAGCAAAAGGGAUUUUUUUGAACGGCUUUAUGUCAUGUACACAGUGGGAUACUCUAUUUCAUUUUGUUCCUUAGCCAUUGCUAUUUUCAUCAUCGGUUAUUUCAGGAGAUUGCACUGCACCAGGAACUACAUCCACAUGCAUUUAUUUGUCUCAUUUAUGCUGAGAGCUGCUAGCAUUUUUAUUAAGGACAAAGUGGUUCACACUCAUAUAGGAGUUAAGGAGUUGGAUGCUAUGCUCAUGGGUGACAUUAGGAGCAUAAUGAUGACACCAGUGCUGGAUAAAUCACAAUAUGUUGGAUGUAAAAUUGCCGUUGUAAUGUUCAUUUAUUUUUUGGCAACUAAUUACUAUUGGAUUCUGGUUGAAGGACUCUACCUGCACAGCUUGAUUUUUGUAGCAUUCUUUUCAGACACAAAAUACUUAUGGGGCUUUACGCUUAUAGGCUGGGGUUUCCCAGCUGUAUUUGUAAUAGUAUGGUCAGUGGUCCGUGCUACGUUAGCAGAUGCAAGAUGCUGGGAAUUAAGUGCUGGAGAAAUCAAAUGGAUUUACCAAGCGCCCAUAUUAACAGCUAUUGGGGUUCAAACAGAAAUUAAGAAAACAUGGACCAGAUGGAAUCUUGCUUUUGACUGGAAAAGCACAACACACUGUGGUAACUUCAGGUAUGGAUCUGUCCUGACAAAUAUGACCCACAGCACUAGCAGCCAGUCACAAAUGGUAACCAACUCUCGUAUGGUAUUGAUCUCCAGCAAAGUCAGUCGAAGUGUCAGCAAACAAGUUGAUGGACAUAUGAAUUUGCCUGGGUAUGUUAGAAGUAAUUCUGAUCAGGAAUGUUUGCCUCAGUGGAUCCAAGAAGAGGCCAACGAGGAUGACGAAAAACAAGUUGAUGAUAUAUCCUUAAAGGAAACAUUAAGGCCAUUACAAAUGAACACCGAGGCUGAGAUUAACAGAAAUCAUUUGGAAGAAACACUGUAAUCAAUGGUUUCAAAAUAUGGCCCCAAGAAUA
Molecule: messenger RNA, 1196 nt
Organism: Bufo bufo (common toad)
Lineage: Eukaryota; Metazoa; Chordata; Amphibia; Anura; Bufonidae
Gene: PTH2R
Product: parathyroid hormone 2 receptor
Exons: 8
Coding region: 83-1165 (360 amino acids)
Biological process (GO): adenylate cyclase-modulating G protein-coupled receptor signaling pathway; cell surface receptor signaling pathway
Cellular component (GO): plasma membrane
Molecular function (GO): G protein-coupled peptide receptor activity; parathyroid hormone receptor activity; peptide hormone binding
Source: RefSeq, a predicted model, not a curated record